GCCCCGUUCGCAUUCACAGGCUGUGCAGCCCGGGGCCUUCUGCGAUCACCCCGGGAGCUGGCCCAGAUAUACGUGCGUCACGCCCAUCACUCCUCCCUAAGUUAGUAUCCGCAGAGAUUCGGGGCCAUGCCGUUGGUCCUGUUGCAGAACUGGUGCAGAGGGGAGCAUCUGGACAUCCAGAGAUGCAUCCUCGUCCUGGGGAUCCCCGAGGACUGUGGCGAUGAUGAGGUUGGGGAGACCCUUCAGGAGGCCCUCAGGGACCUGGGCAGAUACAGGCUUAUUGGCAGGAUGUUCAGGAGGGAGGAGAACGCCCAGGCGUUUCUACUGGAGCUCGAACAAGAUGUGGACUAUGCUUUGGUCCCCAAGGAAAUAGCAGGAAUGGGGGGCCCCUGGGAAGUGGUUGUAAAGCCUCGUAACUCAGAUGGCGAAUUUCUCAGUAGACUGAACCGCUUCUUAGAGGAGGAGAGGCGGUCGGUGGCAAACAUGAACAGAGUCCUUGGGUCAGACAUAAAUUGUUCAGUUCAGAAAGUGGCUAUCUCACCAGAUUUCUGGCCCUGGGCCCACACCCUGGAGUCAGCCAUGCAGCCUCUGCUAGAACAAAUGCUGUACCGAGAAUUGAGAGUGUUUUCUGGGAACACCAUCUCUAUCCCAGGCGCACUGUCCUUUGACGCCUGGUUCGAGCACACCACUGAGAUGCUACAGACGUGGCAGGUGCCCGAGGGGGAGAAGCGGAGGCGGCUGAUGGAGUGCCUGCGGGGCCCUGCUCUGCAGGUUAUCAGUGGGCUCCGUGCCAACAAUGCAGCCAUAACUGUAGAUGAGUGUCUGGCAGCCCUGCAGCAGGUGUUUGGACCUGUGAACAGCCGGAAAAUUGCCCAGGUCAAGUUAUGGAAGGCCUAUCAGGAGGUAGGAGAGAAAGUCUCUAGCUUUGUGUUACGCUUGGAGCCCCUGCUCCAAAAAGCUGUGGAAAAAAAUGCAGUGUCACGCAGGAAUGUGAAUCAGACUCGCCUGCAACACGUCUUAAGUGGGGCUGCCCUUCCUGAGAAACUUCGAGAGAAGCUGAGGAUGAUGAAGCAGCGAAGGAAUCCCCCUGGUUUCCUGGCCCUGGUGAAGCUUCUGCGUGAGGAGGAGGAGUGGGAGGACACCGUAGGUCCAGGGAAGGAGAUCCUGGAAGUGAGCGCCAGGCCAGCUAUCAGGGUCUGUGGGCUUGGGGCCAUGCCUAUCCCUGUCUCUGGCAACGGUUUUGAGGCGAGGCCUUACCAGGGUUCCCGGCGCCGGAGGGGCAGAGGCCAACAGCGAAGGGGGGGCAUGCCCAGAGCUGGCUCUCAAGGUUCAAGAAAACGGAGAUACCACACCUUCUGCUAUGGCUGUGGAGAGGAUGGCCAUAUCAGGGUGCAGUGUAUCAACCCUGUCAACCUGCCCUUGGUAAAGCAGAAGAGAGAGGCUGCCAAAGAGUCGGGAAACGGGAACUGGGCUUGGGACAAGAGCCAUCCCAAGUCCAAGGGCCAAUAGGCUCAGGAGAACAAGGCAUCACUUCGUACCACAGGCCGAGGAGACACAUGAGAUAUUGGAAUGAGGGGGAAGGGAAGCCCAGACCAACAGCUGGGGAUUUGAGUGGGGCGGAGGGACAGGGCAGCCAGGCUGAGGCUGUGCCCUCUUACUCUCCGCCUGCUGGAAGGGAGGCCGCCAGCCAAGGCCAAACAGCACAUGGGUCAGUGAGGGCCAGGCCCAGGGCCCUGAGGGGCCGUGGGAGACACAGGCAUGGAGCCAUCACACCAGCCCCGUGGGGUCCCCACACCUCAGAUUGGGACCUCAACCGAGCAGGGGCUGCAGGUGUUUCAGCUGGGGGCUCUGGCCUGGGCAUCGGCCCAAGCGUUGGGCCACCCCCUGAUACCCACCCUCUGGGCUUUGAGCUAAGCUUGCCCAUUGGCCUGCAGGCCACGUGGGGCCUGGAGGAGCCUGACCCGGGGCUGCCCCUGCCCAGGGGAGCCAGGGCUGGCCAGGAAGAGCAGGCAGAGAGGGGAGGACCCACAGGGUCCAACCCGUCUUCUGGAUAAUCUACACUGCCCCAGGAAGGCAUCGCCCUCGAAACUCUCUGUCCAAGCGAGGGCAGGAGACCCCCAAACCCUGGGAGCCCAGCACCAGCCAGAAGCAGUUUCCACCCCCUGUGGUAUGACAGGACUGAGCAGACAAGAAGACCAAAGACUGAAGAGAAGACGCCCAGCGUGAAUGU
Molecule: messenger RNA, 2230 nt
Organism: Carlito syrichta (Philippine tarsier)
Lineage: Eukaryota; Metazoa; Chordata; Mammalia; Primates; Tarsiidae
Gene: PNMA3
Product: paraneoplastic Ma antigen 3
Exons: 1
Coding region: 127-1509 (460 amino acids)
Molecular function (GO): zinc ion binding; nucleic acid binding
Source: RefSeq, a predicted model, not a curated record